AAAAUUGCCCACCAAUACAUUGUCAAUCGGAAGCGAAUGUCGUGCUUGAAAUUGCUGCGGGAGCGAAAAAUUGAAAGUUUUUGAGUCUCAGGAAUGAAGUAGAAAACUGCCCGCCCAAAAGGUGCUGCUGCGCAGCACCUUUUGUGAGAUCUUCGGUGAGAUCUUGUUGCAGAUUAUAAUGCGGAACUGAGAGGACUGAUGGAUGUUCGUGUAGGAGGUGAUUAGCAGCUGAUUGUGGCGGUCGCAAUGUUGUUGGUGUUGUGCAGAUCCCGUUAGACCCUGUGCCAUUGAGGCGGAAACAAUGGCGAGGGCUUCAUUCAUCGACGUUUUGCUGGCAAUCAUUUUGCCACCUUUAGGAGUGUUUCUGGCGUUCGGGUGUGCGGUGGAGUUUUGGAUAUGUCUGCUGCUGACCAUCUUGGGGUACGUCCCCGGCAUCAUAUAUGCCAUUUACGUUCUCGUCGGUUGAACAAAUCCACGAGCAAUCGGUUAGCAGAUUGUCCGCUCGAUGGCUGUCUCUGAGAAACUGGCGUGGGAGGAGAUUCCAUAUCAACAUAUAUUAGUAAACGAGUCCGUAAGCUUCGACUCUCGGAAGUUCGCGGUGAGAAUCGCUCUGGACGACCACUGCGAGCACUUGUUGGCCUGGGUGCGAAUCAUUCCGUGAGCACGACGAACUCUGUAUAGCAUGCUUGCAGCUCAUUUCCCGACCCUCAGCCCUAUAAGCCGUUUGGCGAUGCACCGAGUUGAGGAUCAUCGAUCAGCAAGCAUGUCGUCCGAAGGGUUUUCGACAUUUUGAAAAGUCAUCUUGUUAUCCGUCGUUUCGCAAUUUUUGUAGUCAGAUUGCUUCUCGCGGAUUUCAGUAAUGUCCUCGAAGUUAUUAGGCUGUUCUAUUAGCGCUCUCAGUAUACAUUCUGCACACACUGUACGUCCACCAUCGCCCUCAUUAAUGUGUGUCCAGGAGGCUCGCGUACCAUGCCCAUUGUCUCAUCGUCCAGAAAUAUGUACAGCUCUGUGUACUUAUUGCAGUGUAUUGAGUAACCCCACUAUCGAGAAUAGAUUUUGGGGGUGGAAUGGUAUAAAGGUUAAUUUGUUCCU
Marchantia polymorpha subsp. ruderalis is the source of this 1092-nucleotide messenger RNA. NCBI's taxonomy places the organism in Eukaryota, Viridiplantae, Streptophyta, Marchantiopsida, Marchantiales, Marchantiaceae. The record is from the annotation of a GenBank genome assembly.